Molecule: messenger RNA, 4012 nt
Organism: Penaeus chinensis
Lineage: Eukaryota; Metazoa; Arthropoda; Malacostraca; Decapoda; Penaeidae
Product: cGMP-dependent protein kinase, isozyme 1-like
Exons: 12
Coding region: 26-1768 (580 amino acids)
Biological process (GO): protein phosphorylation
Molecular function (GO): ATP binding; cGMP-dependent protein kinase activity
Source: RefSeq, a predicted model, not a curated record
AAAACAGCUGAUCAAGGACGCCAUCAUGGACAAUGACUUCCUUAAGAACCUCGACACCAGCCAAGUACGCGAGAUUGUCGACUCUAUGUACCCGCAGGAGUUUCCCGCCGGGUCGUGGGUCAUCAGAGAGGGAGACGUGGGUUCGCAUCUGUACGUGUCGGCGAUGGGCGAGCUCGAGGUGGUGAAGGACGGCGACAUCCUGGGCAGGAUGUCCUCGGGGAAGGCCUUCGGGGAGCUCGCCAUCCUCUACAACUGCACCAGGACGGCCAGCGUCAAAGCUGUGACCAACUCCAAGCUGUGGGUGCUGGACCGCCGCGUGUUCCAGCAGGUCAUGAUGCGCACCGGCCUCAAGCGCAUGGAGGAUAACAUCAACUUCCUCACCUCGGUGCCACUCCUGCAGAACCUCAACAAAGACCAUCUGAGCAAGAUCGCCGAUCGGCUCGAACUUGAUUUCUAUGCUCCCGGAACCUACAUUAUCCGACAAGGAACUAGUGGAGAUUCCUUCUACAUCUUGCGCUCAGGGAAGGUCCGGGUUACGCAGCGGAUACCAGGCAAGGGCGACGAGGAGGAGAUCCGCGUCCUGGAGAAGGGCAGCUACUUCGGCGAGCAGGCGCUGCUGCGGGAGGAGUGCCGCACCGCCAACGUGAUCGCCAUGGCACCCGGCGUCGAGUGCCUCACGCUGGAUCGAGAACACUUCAUCCAGCUGAUCGGCGACCUGUCGGAGCUCCGCGAGAAGGACUACGGGGACGAGACGCGCGGAGUCACUCGGCCCACCACGGCGCCGCAUAACGUGGACGCGGUGGCAGAGUACGCCUACAUCCGCCUCGACGACCUAGACGUCGUCGCCACCCUGGGCGUGGGCGGCUUCGGGCGGGUGGAGUUGGUCCAGUACGCCCACGACAAGUCCAUGACCUUCGCCCUCAAGUGCCUUAAGAAGCAACAUAUUGUGGAGACGCAGCAGCAGGAACACAUCUUCUCCGAGAAGAGAAUCAUGAUGGCCGUCAGGAACCCUUUCAUUGCCAGGCUAUACAAGACCUUCCGUGACAACAAAUACGUGUACAUGAUGAUGGAGGCUUGUCUGGGCGGCGAAGUGUGGACCAUCCUGCGGGACCGCGGCUGGUUCGACGACCUCACCGCCCGCUUCUACACCGCCUGCGUCGUGGAGGCUCUGGAGUACCUGCACGCCAAGAACAUCAUCUACAGAGAUCUCAAGCCGGAGAACCUGCUGCUGGACUCCACGGGCUAUGCCAAGCUGGUCGACUUCGGCUUCAGCAAGCGGCUCGGGGUCAGCAGCAAGACGUGGACCUUCUGCGGCACCCCCGAGUACGUGGCGCCCGAGAUCAUCCUGAACAAAGGCCACGACAAGGCAGUCGACUACUGGUCCAUCGGCAUCCUCAUGUACGAGCUGCUCACGGGAACCCCCCCCUUCACGGCCUCGGACCCCAUGAAGACGUACAACAUCAUCCUGAAGGGCAUCGACAUGGUGGACUUCCCGCAGCACCUCUCGCGCAACGCCAUCUCGCUCAUCAAGAGGCUCUGCCGGGAGGCGCCGGCGGAGAGGCUCGGCUACCAGAGGGCGGGCAUCCAGGACAUCAAGAAGCACAAGUGGUUCCAGGGCUUUGACUGGGAUGGACUGAGAGCGAGGGUUCUGCAGCCACCCAUCAUCCCCAAGAUCAAGGGUCCUGCCGAUGCGGGCAACUUUGACUCCUACCCUCGAGAUGUGGAGGUUCCCACAGAUGAACUCAGCGGAUGGGACUUGGACUUCUAGAGGCCGGGACGCAGUGGGUGCUCUCUGCGGGGAGACUGUGACUUGAACUCUGUCGUGCUCACACAUCACACAGUGAAGAGAGGAGUGAUCAUUAUUUUGUGGCCUGGUUCUGGUUUAAAGCACAAAGGCAUAGGAGAUGUGCAGGAAAUAUUUUAUGUAUGUAUUGGAAACAUGUGGUUGGAAGGAAGGUUGAAAAGUGAAUAACAUCAAUUUUCAGAUAUUUUAUGGGCUAUGAUACUGCCUUUUCCACUAAUAGAGACAAUAACUAUUUUGGCAAUAGUCUAUGUAGCUACAUUAAUUUACACACACACACACACACACACACAUGUAACAAUUUUUCAUGCGCAUCUAUCACAUAAGAGUAACAGAAAUCAAGGAUGGUAUUAUAGCGCUGUGCUCAUGGAAUUUUCACUCUGAAGGAUAUUUCUUGAAAGAGUCUGCAUGCAAAGAGAGAAAUGUGUUGGCAUGUAUUCCCCUGAUGUGAAUUGAUGAAAAAGUUUCUGAUGCCUGACAUGUAUUCCCAUUAAGGCUGUUCAGUUUAACAGCACAUAUUGAUAAAAAAAAAGUGUUCUGACUUUUUUUUAAAGUCAGUCACUGGAAUACCUCAAUAGAAGAUCAACUCCUGAAUACAUUCGGUGGUUUUGCUUGAGGAAGUUCAGCAUAAUAGAAAAUAUGACUCAUUUGUCUAUUUUCUUUAAAGUCUAAGGCAUAAAUUCCUCCUAUCUUCUCAAACUCUCUGUUGAAGCAUGAACAGUAAUCCAUGCUUCAGAAAUCUACAAAGGGAUUCAUCACCUGAUUUAGUUCAGAGGUUAAAUAUGAACACAACUUCUAUGAUGAAAUGUACACGAAGUCCAUAGUUUGUGCACUCAGGUACUUGAGAAGAAGACCUCUGCUCCCAGUGCAUCACACUGUCUAGACGCCUUAUUACCUGGAUAGGAGUGAGAGCUGCAAAGGGUGAUGCUUAAGUGCUGAGUGAACCAGAAAAAUGGAAAAGUAGAGCAGAGGAAAAGGUGGAGAAAUAACACUCAAAUUAUUUUUUUAAUAAUGAUUCCUCUCUCUCAAGAAGAAAAGACUUGAGGUGAAAUGACUGUGCAGACAAGGUCUGAUGUUUCAUUUAAAACAGAAUAUUAUGAUCCUAUUUUUAAAAAAUUUCUUGUAUUUUGAAUCUUUUUUGUAUGAAAUUUAUUUAUCAGUGUUAGUAAAGAUUUAUUGCAUAAUUUUCUUCUUCCUCUUUAAUAUGCAUUGAUUCUUUGUGAAAGAAUCAGCAAGAAAUCCUUUACUGUGCUGUUUGUCUUUUGUUAAGAUAUUGCCUAGGGAAAUGCUGGCAGGCUGUACUGUACAUACCCUCUGUCGGAGCAUCUUUUGUAAAUAAAUUUCGAAAUAUUUUAUUCUAGGAAGGUACUUGAAUAUUAGCCUUAUUAUUUGAUAUGCACUUCAUGAUGUUUAAAGAGCUUUGAACAUAGAAGUUCAUGAAUGCUUGAAUGAAAGACUGGGUGAAUGGUUAUCAAUGAUUGCUUUAGUAUUGAGAAGGAAUCUAAAAAUAUGAUCUAUUCAAAAGCCAUUCAGCUAAAUCUAUUGAGAAAAAAAUUAGUCAGUUUUUUGGAAUGAUGAUUAAUGCAGUCUCUGAUAGAUAAACAGACAAAACAAUAGUCAUUAAUUUCAGAAUUCCUGUAUUCACAUUCAUUCUGAAGGCAUAAAGAAUUCACAGUGAAGGUGUAUAUUUGCCUCUUCCGAAUGCAGUUAUACCUGUUGAAUGUAUUGCUAGGUGUUAGAGUCUUUUAGUUUUGUUUUUCGGUUAGGUAUAAUGUCCCUUCUUUGCUACUGCCAGAAUGCAUGUGUUAUGGAAAAUGUGUAAUAGCCACAGUCACAUUUGCACAAGAUAAGCUUUAAGGAUAUGCAUCUGCCUUUUCAUCUCUUAUUACCGGGACUGGAGCGUAUUCGUUCCUUUUAAGUACUUAUCCCUAUUUUUCUUCCUCUUUUGAAGUUCGACGUUACUUUCAGAUUUCUUUUAUGAAAAUUUCUUGUAUGCAUUGUUUUACUCUCUAUUUUUUAUUUUUUUAUUUUCUAGCCUGAUGUUUCACAAUUGUGUUUAUCCUUUUUAGGGUAGGUAAAUGUAAUUUUAAAAAAUCUAUAUUUGCUUAAUCAGAUAUCGAUUAAUAUACAGUAAUAGCCUCUAUGCCUGGUUGAUCACUAAUGAAAGUAAUGCACAUAUCUGAUUAUUAUUAGCAAUAUUUUUUUUAUUAU